Molecule: messenger RNA, 5473 nt
Organism: Polistes canadensis
Lineage: Eukaryota; Metazoa; Arthropoda; Insecta; Hymenoptera; Vespidae
Gene: msn
Product: serine/threonine-protein kinase mig-15
Exons: 21
Coding region: 1226-5230 (1334 amino acids)
Biological process (GO): protein phosphorylation
Molecular function (GO): protein kinase activity; ATP binding
Source: RefSeq, a predicted model, not a curated record
GUGCUGGAGGAGAGGGAGAGAAGGAACGAGAGGGCAGUCGCACAGGACGUGGAACGGCCGUUGCCGUGGAGCGUGUGCGCUUAACUUUCGGGGUACGUUUAUCUUAAAUAUAUUCGUUAUGACGAUACAGUGAUCCAGCGCUGAGCGCUGCGACCGUACGUAUUUACGAUUCGUUCGGCUACGGCAGCGAGAACGAAAAAGACUAUAGAAAAAUAUAAUAACAAUAACGAUAAUUACAAUACAACUACCAACUACAACGACGGCGACGAAGACGACGACGACGCGAGAUGGAGGCGCGUCGCGAGACGGUCUGAUCGUGGUGUAGCCUGUUUCCGUCCUUUUCUCGUUCCUUUCCUCUCGUGUAUUAGUAUAUACCUUCGCUGGGGUCUUCCUCCUCCUCUCUUUUGUGAAAUCGAGUGUGUGCGCCAUGUGCCGCCGCCGUUCUACUCCUGUCGUCGCUGCUCGCGUGUGUCUUAUUCCUUUUAAAGUGGAUUUUAACAUCAUCGAGUAGGACCUCCCAUUUUUUCUCUCCUUUACCCGGACCCUAUUCCCCUUCCUCCCUUUUGCCUCUCUUUUAUGAAAAAUAAAAAGUUUGAACGAAGGGGAAGGAAGAAAGUGUCUUUAGUCUGUUCCUUAGAGGAGGUUUGCCGGUACGCCCAUCUCCCUACGAUUGAGAAAGAGAAGGAGAAAGAAAGACAGAGAUAGAUAGAUAGGGAGAGAGAGAGAAAAGGAAAGAAAGAAAGAGUAAGAGAGAGAGAGAGAAAGAGAGAGAAGGAAUUUUCUUCUCUCCAUUAUUAGUGAUCGUCGUCUCGUGUCCGGUACGUCGCAGUGCAAGAUACGACAAUUCGGAAGACGAAGAAAUUUAGGAAAGCAUUAUUCUCUUUUAUAUCAAACCAUUGUAUUUUUGUCUGCAUCUCGUGGUGUGCCAAUCGAGAGAAAUAGAAGACGUAGAGAGAGAGAGAGAGAGAGAGAGAGAUAGAGAAAGAAAGAAAGAACGAACGAACGUAAGAACGAGUGAGAGAGAGAGAGAGCAAGUAAGUCUGACGAUUUGGUGGGGGUAGUGGGGUGUUGGUGGUGGAAGGUGGAGUGAAGUCAGCGAGGCUGAGAGAGAGCGAGAAGGAAAUAUAAGAAGCGAGAAGAGUGAAGAGAGAGGGGACACGUCUGGUCCGAUUCCGUGCGUUCGAACGAGAGAGAUAACGCGAGGGAGCGCAAGUGGCGUAUCAAGAUGGCGCAUAAUUUGGCACCGAGCGUCAACUGCUCGCUCGACGACAUUGACCUGAACGCCCUGAAGGAACCCGCUGGGAUAUUUGAGCUGAUCGAAGUUGUUGGUAAUGGAACGUACGGGCAAGUUUACAAAGGUCGACACACCAAAACGGGUCAGCUGGCGGCCAUCAAGGUCAUGGACGUCACAGAGGAUGAAGAGGAAGAAAUCAAGUUGGAAAUAAACGUAUUGAAGAGGUAUUCGAAUCACAGAAACAUAGCUACAUACUACGGUGCCUUCGUGAAGAAGUCAUCACCGGGAAAGGAUGAUCAGUUAUGGUUGGUUAUGGAAUACUGCGGAGCUGGCUCCGUCACAGAUCUCGUCAAAUCGACGAAGGGUCAGAGCCUUAAGGAAGAAUGGAUUGCAUAUAUUUCUAGAGAAAUAUUACGGGGUCUAAGUUAUCUUCACAGUAAUAAAGUUAUUCACAGGGAUAUCAAAGGACAGAACGUACUUUUAACUGACAAUGCCGAGGUCAAGCUUGUUGAUUUUGGUGUUAGCGCCCAAUUGGAUAGAACGAUAGGAAGAAGGAAUACGUUUAUUGGUACACCUUAUUGGAUGGCACCAGAAGUAAUAGCUUGCGAUGAGAAUCCCGACGCUACUUACGACAAUAGAAGUGAUCUUUGGUCUCUCGGAAUUACCGCUUUAGAAAUGGCUGAAUCACAACCUCCACUUUGUGACCUCCACCCGAUGAGAGCAUUGUUUUUGAUUCCGCGUAAUCCACCGCCUAGACUGAAAUCCAAAAAAUGGGCAAAGAAGUUUCAUGGUUUUAUCGAGACUGUAUUGGUGAAGGAUUACCAUCAGAGGCCUUACACCGAACAAUUACUUAAGCAUCCAUUUAUACGGGACCAACCGACGGAGAGACAAGUCAGAAUACAAUUGAAAGAUCAUAUCGAUCGUUGUAAGAAACGCAAACAGGAGAAAGAAAGAGACGAUUACCGAUACAGCGGUAGCGAGAAUGAAGAAGAUGAGCCAGCAUUAGCCGGUGAACCAUCAUCCAUAGUUCAAGCACCUGGUGGUGAUACACUGAGACGUAAUUUCCAACAAAUUCAAGAAGGUCGAACGUUAACGCAAGACGUUUCACCUCAAGCACCAGCCGGUAAGGAUAAACCAAAUCAAGGUAGAUCUCAACGGGAAGUACCAGAACCAGGUCCACCUGCGAGACCAGCCAUUCCACACAGAUUAAUCGUCGUGCCAGAUCCGCAGCCACCAUCUCGACCAUUACCACCUACACCUAGGGAUGACCCACGACAAUCCCACAAGGUCUCGACACCGCCCUCCAAUCAUCAAGCACCUUCUGCUGGCGGUGGGGGUAGCGGGGGUUCCGGUGGACAAGCCGCACCUCAAAGAAACAGCCACGUGUUUAAACCUAUGCUGCCGCCGAGGAGGCCUGAGGACUUGGACAUGCUGGCCGCUCAACUCAACGAGCUUGGUGUGUCACAGGGCCCCGAGGCCCCGCCUAGGCCCAACAGACAACAUAAGGGCCCACCAGCUACGUCAACCUCUAAUUCGGUCCAGCCAGCGAGCGCUAAUGAUCAAAACAACAAACAGAUGCAACAAUCAUCCAGUAUACUCGAUCAAGCACUGUCGAUUGAAAGUGACAGCGACGAUGAUCUCGAAGAUGCUGGUAGUAACAAUCUAAGGAACGAUGGUACACUUCUCGCUAGCGAUCCGCCUAAGCCUCUGCCAUCCUCGGAUUCAUCCUCGUCAUCCUCGCACAACGCUCAGAAUUCCCAUCACGAAGGUAAGCCAAAAGGUGGGGCACCAAAUCGACCAUUACCACCAACGCCAGAUGAGGAAGAAUCCGGAGAUCGUACACUAGUCAUGAAACGAGGUUUUAACGAAAGGUUGGAUAAAAUGAAACAGGAGCACCAGCAAGAUGCUGCGACGUUGGCUGCUGCGGCGACGUUGGCUGCGGCUGCGGUCGGUACGAGCAAAUCCGGGAGCGAGGAACGUUCCUCUUCUUCUGGCGAAAGAACGCUUAAGAGGCAGGAGCAGUUAGCACGUAGGAAAUACGAGCAGCAGCAACAACAACAACAGCAGCAGCACCACCACCAACAACAUCAGCAACAACAGCAGCAGCAGCACCAUCACCACCAGCAGCCUCAGCCUCAGCCUCAACAGCAGCAUCAUCUUCAUCAACAACAUCAAAAACAUCAACAGCAUCAGCAACAACAGCAGCAACAGUUGAAAGCUGUUCACAGACGACAAGAAAGCGAUUCGAAACUUGGUAACACGUCUAGCGCGUUCGCGCGCGCAUUUCGCCGUGAAAAUUCGGAUUUUUUCCCGUCAACGAGGCACUCCGCUUAUCUACAAAAGUCGGACUCCUCGAGGUCUAGCAUAUUCGCGAGCGGUAAUCGACGUGGCAGCGAGAUAAGCGUAGCAGGAAUAGUCGGUAAGAAGGGUAACGGACUUAAUACCGGUGAGCCCGUUCUCACUGACUUCUCGUUUGGACGUGACGGGCCCCAAAGGCCUAGGAGAGAAAAAACAGAGAGCGAAAUCGUCUUCGGUAACAGGCACGAGGCGAGGAGACUCGACUUCGGGCGGAAUAAAGACGAUACUACAAGGAGACGCAGUUGUAGACCUUCAGAUGCGGCUGCCCUGGCCGUGUCAGAUGACGCCGGAACAAUUAAAUCCACGGCCAGUACAACGGCUAGCGAGUACAGCCCUGUUGUCACCCAGAACCGAGAAGGUGGUGAUCGACCUCGAGGUGGUGGUGGCGGUGGUGAAUUCCAGAGAUCAGAUUCUUCACCUGGUUCAAGGCCAAGCUCAGUUUUACCAGAUCUUUUGACCUCGUCACCGGGUCAACGUCAGGACAAGUCUACAAGCGAGGAGUAUCGACAAGCGGUUAAAUCACCACCCCCGUUUGCAUUACAACAGAAACAAAGAUCUUUCCUGACAUUUGGAUUUGGUGCUGGACCAGCCAGAAGAGAAUCCCAUGUUAACGUUAACGUGACACCUACUAGCCAUGAUUUGGCAUCCGAUACGCCGGAAAUAAGAAAAUACAAAAAACGUUUCAAUAGCGAGAUUUUAUGUGCCGCAUUAUGGGGUGUAAAUUUGUUAAUCGGUACGGAGAACGGGCUUAUGUUGCUCGACAGGAGUGGACAAGGAAAAGUUUAUCAACUUAUAAGUAGGAGACGUUUUCAACAAAUGGAAGUACUCGAAGGACAGAAUAUUUUGGUUACCAUAAGCGGUAAGAAGAAUCGUGUUAGGGUAUAUUAUCUCUCAUGGCUGAAGAGUAAGAUUUUACGUACCGAUGGCCAUAGUGAUCAAGUCGAGCGUCGCAAUGGUUGGAUAAACGUCGGUGAUCUUCAAGGAGCGGUGCAUUUCAAAAUAGUCAAAUACGAAAGAAUAAAGUUCCUUGUAAUUGCAUUAAAGGAUUCUAUAGAAAUCUAUGCAUGGGCGCCAAAGCCCUAUCACAAAUUCAUGGCAUUCAAAUCGUUCGGAGAGUUAGCACAUAGGCCACUUCUCGUUGACCUAACUGUUGAGGAAGGUACGAGAUUGAAAGUUAUUUAUGGUAGUGCUGAUGGAUUUCACGCCGUUGAUUUGGAUUCGGCUACGGUUUACGACAUCUAUUUACCGAAACACACUCAGGGACCUAUUUGUCCACACUGCAUCGUUGCAUUACCAAACAGUAACGGCAUGCAAUUAUUACUUUGCUACGACAACGAGGGUGUUUACGUUAAUACUUAUGGCAGAGUAGCCAAAACAAUGGUCUUACAAUGGGGUGAAAUGCCUACGAGCGUUGCUUACAUCGGCACCGGUCAGAUUAUGGGAUGGGGUAACAAAGCAAUUGAAAUUAGAAGCGUUGAAAGUGGCCACCUCGAUGGCGUUUUUAUGCACAAGAAAGCUCAACGGCUCAAGUUCCUUUGUGAACGUAACGAUAAGGUCUUCUUCUCGUCAGCGAAGGGUGGAAGUUCGUGCCAGAUCUACUUCAUGACGUUAAACAAACCCGGCAUGGCUAACUGGUGAUCCCGAAUGAGGCCGAGUCUGGCCCCAAGAACACCCCCGCGGAUUUUGACACACAAUCCACCCCGUGUGUCCGGUUAUACGCCAUCAGCGCGCACCCUUUAUCGCCCUUCACUGCCUCCAGGCCCGAGCGUCAUGGAAACGAGGAUAUGCGCGCACCAAUACCGACAACAUCAUCAUCAUCAUCGUCAUAAUAAUAAUAAUAAUUAUUAUAAUAAUAAUAAUAACAAUAAUAAUAAUAAUAAU